Messenger RNA from Hordeum vulgare subsp. vulgare (domesticated barley), 6480 nucleotides. RefSeq names its product homeobox-DDT domain protein RLT2-like. The coding region runs from base 549 to 6122 and encodes 1857 amino acids. Gene Ontology annotation, biological process: regulation of transcription by RNA polymerase II. Lineage: Eukaryota; Viridiplantae; Streptophyta; Magnoliopsida; Poales; Poaceae. The record is from RefSeq and is a predicted model, not a curated record. Gene Ontology annotation, molecular function: DNA binding. The transcript has 18 exons.
UCCGGCCGCAGUUCUACGUCGCGAGGAACAGCCUAUGAACACGCCCCGUCCAAAUCCUCCCAGCCCGGGAUACGAAUUUUCCUUCCUUCCUUCCGCCAGACGCAGACGCAGACGCGCACCACCGAUCGAUCGAUCGCUCGAUCGCGAGCGAAUCCGCGCGUCAUUAUAUCCCAUUAACAACAGCAGCGGCAAGCAAGCAACAAGGAGCAAAUACUAAUAAACAGCGGAGAGGGGAAAGGAGGAGAGGGGUUUUUAUUACUGGUCGUAGCAUGGAACAGCAGCAUCAUCAUCCAGAGACCCGAAUCCAUCCCGUGGCCUCCCGUCUUUCCUCCGCUCCCCUCCCCAAAUCCCAACCCCAACCCCAGUCGCCGCCUCCUCCUCCUCCCCUUCCUCGUGCUCGCGGUCGCGGGGUUCCCGGCGCGGGCCGUCGUCGGGCGGGUCCCGGUUCGACCCUUCGGCCGUGGGAUUCGAGGGGGCGUGUGGGCGGUUGCUGUUAGGUUUCGGCGGAUCUAGGGUUCGAUUCGAUUCGAGUCGAUCCAUCGGCGGGGAUGGACUCCUCCGGCGACGGAGGGGACGAGGGGCCCGGGGCCGCGCCGGGGAGCCCCGCGCCGGCCUCCUCGUCGGCGCCCUCCGCGGGGCCCGGCGGCGCGUCUGGAUCCAGCGGGAAGCCCACGGCGAGGCGCGUCAUGAAGACGCCCUACCAGUUGGAGGUCCUCGAGCAGACCUACACAGAGGACCCGUACCCCAACGAGGCCAAGCGGGUGGAGCUGUCUGCCAAGCUGGGGCUGACGGACAGGCAGCUGCAGAUGUGGUUCUGCCACCGGAGGCUCAAGGACCGCAGGCCGCCCGCCAAGCGGCAGCAGCAGCAGCAGCUGGACGAAGAGGUUGCCGUGCCCGUCAUGGCGCCCCCGCCUGUGCUGCACCACUCGCUGCCACACCCACACACCGAGCAGCUGCUGCCCUGCAGCAGCUCCCGCAGAGGGCCUGGCCGCUCGUCGGCCGUGCCUAGGAUUUCUGCCCCGGAGAUCGACAGGAGGUACUACGAGUCGCACCAGAUUAUGCUGCCUCCGCAGGCACCAGUGCAGCUCACACGAGCCGCACACCGGGCGAUCGAGACCGUGCAACAGCUGAUAGGAGAGCCGCUGAGGGAGGACGGGCCAGUUCUUGGUGAUCACUUUGAUCCGCUCCCACCCGACGCAUUUGGAGCGCCUAUGCCUGUUGUUCCAGAGCAGCGGAAGCAGCCUUAUCGAUCGCAUGAGACCAGUGUAUUUUCUGCACACGAUCCCAAGCCCAUGAAGGCAUCAGCAUUCUUGCCAAGCAUAGACCCUUCUGUUCCAAGUACAGUUACCGGGAAGAGGAAGUACAUGGCUGGAAAUUCUUCUCAUCUUGCACGGGCAGUACAUGAGUACCAGUUUCUUCCAGAGCACUCUAGCGAUAUAUAUGAGAGGACAAGCCAGUCGUGCUUUUAUGAUGCUCCAACAGAAGCUUCAAAUUCGAGGAUAUCUUCCCUGUCUACAGGAUCCCGCUUACUCCAUGGUGCUGAUAAAGCAUCUACCUAUGCAUUUGAUGGUCAAGUAUCUGGUUCUAGCCAUUUAAAUCAACAUGGAAAACCAUUGAUCUCCCUGUCAGGGUCCACAGAUUAUGAGAUGGCUUCAUCAAAUAUUGACGCUAGUCCUGCUCCAAUCGAAGGCCAGUUUGGCGUUACUCAGGUUGUUGGAUUUCAUAAUCCCCUUCCAUCCUCUGAAGGAGUGGAUUAUCACGAUGAAGAUGCGUAUCAACUGGAUAAAAAGCGGAAACAUAAUGAAGAAUCGAAGAUUGCGAAGGAAGUUGAUGCGCAAGAAAAACGGAUACGAAAGGAACUCGAGAAGCAAGAUGUGUUGAAGAAAAAGAGAGAAGAACAAAUGCGGAAGGAAGUGGAGAGGUAUGAUCGUGAAAGGAAAAAAGAAGAGGAGAGGUUUAUGCGCGAAAAACAGAGGGAAGAAGAGAGACUCCAAAAGGAACAGUGGCGUGAACAGAAGCGCAUGGAGAAGUUUUUGGUGAAACAAUCCUUGAGAGCCGAAAAACUAAAACAGAAAGAGGAGCUUCGAAAGGAGAAAGAAGCUGCAAGACAAAAGGCUGCUAAUGAAAGGGCUACAGCACGUAGAAUUGCACGGGAGUACAUGGAACUCAUGGAAGAUGAACGGUUAGAACUAAUGGAACUGGUUUCACGAAGCAAAGGGUUGCCCUCAAUGCUUUCUCUUGAUAGCGACACAUUGCAGCAACUUGAUUCAUUUAGAGGAAUGCUGACACAGUUUCCUACUGAAGCUGUGAGAUUGAAGGUGCCAUUUUCAAUAAAACCGUGGACAAGUUCUGAGAGUAACAUUGGAAACCUUUUGAUGGUGUGGAAGUUCUUUUUUACCUUCGCGGAUGUUCUUGAGCUUCCAUCAUUCACACUCGAUGAGUUUGUGCAAUCACUUCAUGAUUAUGAUUCAAGGUUGUUGGGGGAAUUGCAUGUCGCUGUGCUAAAAUCCAUCAUAAAAGAUAUUGAGGAUGUUGCCCGGACUUCUUCAGUUGUUUCGGGAGUGAAUCAGAGCAGUUCUGCUAAUCCUGGAGGUGGACAUCCACAAAUUGUUGAAGGGGCAUAUGCUUGGGGGUUCAACAUACUUAUCUGGCAGCGCCACUUGACUUAUCUUACGUGGCCUGAAAUAUUGCGCCAAUUUGGUCUAUCUGCUGGUUUUGGGCCUCAGCUGAAGAAAAGGAAUACUGAAGAUGCAUACCAUGACGAUAAUGAGGGCCGUAAUUGUGAGGAUGUUAUUUCCACUUUGCGAAAUGGUUCAGCAGCUGUGAAGUCUGCUGCUUUGAUGAAAGAAAGGGGCUACACCAACCGUCGGAGGUCUAGGCACCGUCUGACACCUGGAACGGUAAAAUUUGCUGCUUUCCAUGUAUUAUCACUUGAAGGAGACGAAGGUCUCUCGAUACUGGAAGUUGCAGAAAAAAUCCAGAGAUCUGGACUUAGGGACCUUACAACAAGCAAGACACCUGAGGCAUCUAUAUCUGCUGCAUUGUCAAGGGAUACCAAGCUUUUUGAAAGAACUGCGCCCUCGACAUAUUGUGUUAAAACUCCUUAUAGAAAAGACCCAGCUGAUUCUGAGGCUGUGUUCUCAGCAGCACGGGAAAAAAUAAGGGUGUUUCAGAAUGCACUUUCAGCGUGUGAAGAAGUGGAAAAGGAUGUGGAGGAUGUCGAAAGGGGGGAUGAUGAUUCGGAAUGUGAUGAUGCUGAUGAUGAUCCUGAUGGCGAUGAAGUGAAUAUAGAGGAAAAAGAUGCCAAUGCUUCAGCAGUUCGAGCAAAAGAUGCUGGCUUGCCAAAUGCAGCUGGUGACAUAAAAGAUGAAGUAAAAAGUGUGGUUAACCUGUCUAUGCCAUCAAGCCCUCACAGUAAAUCUCCAAGUGGCUUGCAGUGUACGGUAGAUAAGUCAACUGCAGCUAGUACGUCAAGUGAUCCACCCAUUGGAGCUUCACAAGACGCAGAGAUUGAUGAAAGUAACCAAGGUGAAUCCUGGGUUCAGGGGCUAGCUGAAGGUGACUACUGUGAUCUUAGUGUCGAGGAACGCCUCAAUGCAUUGGUUGCACUGAUUGGUGUUGCCACUGAAGGAAAUUCUAUGCGUGCAAUUCUGGAGGAACGUCUUGAGGCAGCAAAUGCUUUAAAAAAGCAAAUGUGGGUAGAGUCACAACUUGAUAGGAGGCGUUCAAGGGAAGAGUUUACAGGCAGAAUGCAACAUGAUCCCUGCAUGGAUUUGAAGGCUGAUGCUGAUGAAGGAAAUAAUGUUGGUGAAUGUACUCCCACUCUAGUACAAAUCAAAGAGAACGGUGGAAAGGCCAGCUCAGUAAACAAUGAUUUGCUCGUUGAUCAACAAAGUCAGCUUAAUGCUGGUAAUAUGGUUCAUGAGGGGAAUGGCGUAAGCAGGGAAUCAAAUGCUAAUCCAGAGAGCUUGUCUGUUCAGCAAUACGCUCCAACUGAGAAAACACGAUCUCAGUUGAAAUCAUUAAUAGGUCACAAGGCAGAACAGCUUUAUGUCUACAGAUCAUUACCCCUUGGACAAGAUCGGAGACGGAAUCGGUAUUGGCAGUUUUCUACUUCUGUAUCACCCAAUGACCCUGGGUCUGGAAGAAUAUUUUUUGAAUCUAGAGAUGGAUACUGGAGGCUCAUUGACUCAGCUGAGGCAUUUGAUGCUUUAGUAGCUUCCCUUGACACUCGUGGCAUCCGGGAGUCACAUUUGCAUUCAAUGUUGCGAAGCAUCGAGCCAACCUUUAAGGAUGCUAUAGGGAGGAAAAAUGAUGCUACUAUAGAACACCCAGCUGGAAGGAAUUUGAGAAAUGGAAGUAGUGAAAUAAUUAGCCCAAAUCAUAGUAACGAAUUUGGAAGUCCAUGCAGCACCCUUUCAGGUGUCGUUUCUGAUACUGCAGUGGCAUACUCGGAUUCUUUCAAGAUAGAGCUUGGGCGUAAUGAUCUGGAGAAGGUUGGUAUUUCCAAGAGGGCAUGUAUGUUUCUGAAGUGGAUGUGGGAGUGCAACAAUCAUCAAUCCACAUGUGCCAUGAAAUAUGGAAAGAAACGGUGUUCUGAGUUGAUACAGUGUUGUGAUUAUUGCUACCAGAUUUAUUUAACUGAAGAAAUGCACUGUUCGUCUUGCCACAAGACAUUCAAAUCCAUUCAGAGUCUCUCGGAACAUACAACACAAUGUGAGGAGAAAAGGAGAACAGAUCCUAAUUGGAAGAUACAAAUAUCGGAUGAUUCUGUUCCCAUAAGAUUGAGAUUGCUGAAGGUGCUGCUAGCUACCAUUGAGGCCUCAGUUCCAGCAGAAGCUCUCCAACCAUUUUGGACCAAUGGAUAUCGGAAAUCAUGGGGUGUAAAGUUGUUUUCUACAACAUCUAACGAAGAAGCCUUUCAGCUGUUAACUGUGCUGGAAGGUGCACUAAAAAGGGAUUACUUGUCAUCUAACUUUGAAACAACUGCCGAAUUGCUUAAUUCAGACACCCAAGAUUUUGCUGACCGGAGUUCUAUUGCAUGUUCUGGAUCUGCUGCUGUACUUCCAUGGGUACCCAGCACUGCUGCUGCUGUUACCUUACGGUUGUUAGACCUUGAUUCUUCCCUGUCGUACACACCUGAUCAAAAGGCAGGAUUAAAUAAAGAGCGAGAAGCGGGUGAUUUCAUUAAGGGUCCAUCAAGAUACACUGCUGUUAAGAACAGACAAGAAAUGGAACAUGUGGGAGCUCCUGGUUUUGAUCAUCAUGAUGGAGUGCAGCUGAUUCCCAGCAAUGGCCUUAGAGGCCGUGGACGAGGAGGUCGAGGACGUGGCAGGGGAGGUAGAUCCCUCAGUCGUGGUGGCAGGGUCCCAAGAGGUGUUGGCAGCUCUCCCAAGAUUGAGUUCAGAGAUGACAACAAUGUGUCUUAUAAGGAAGCCACAGAUAAGCAGGCUGGGCGAGGGCGAGGGCGUGGUCGCGGCCGAGGGCGCGGGCGUGGGCGAGGGCGUGGACGUGGAAGUGUCAGUGGCAGCGGCAGUGUCCGAGGUCGUGGAAGAGGACGAGGACGAGGACUUCGAACUGUUAGACCUAGGCAGCCAGUUGAGCUUGGAGCCAGAUCAAUUCCAAAGGCAAACUUGUUGGGAACCUUUGGCAUGUUAAGUAAUGCAAAGCCUACAGCCGUGCAUUCUCCACAGAGCUCUGGUGCUGAAGAGUGGGGCUUGGAUAGACGGGUGUAUGCCGAGGAUGAUGAGAACAGCUCAGUUUCUCAAUCAGAUGAAUCAGAAGGGGACGAAGAAAAUGGUGAGCCCAUGAACGAGGACUAUGAUGAGCAGCUUCCAGAUUAUUCAAGGCACAAUUCUGGAUCCAGCCCCCUUCAGAUGAUGGAUUCUGAGUCUGAAGAUAAUGAUGAAUAUGAUGAGGAGGGCGAGGAUGAUGGGGCUGACUAUGAUGCAGAGCAACCUAUGGACGAAGACAACGAUGAUGCUGAGAUGAGUGGGGAUGACGAACUCGGUGAUGAUGAUGAUGAUGACGGCGACGAUGAUGAUGGUGGUGGUAGUCAGGGCGGAGCGGGGAACGCCGACGAUGAUGAUGCAACAUCCUAUUCUUCUGAGUACAGUGAAUAAGAGAUGUCAGGAAGAAACCUGGUCAGGCUGGAGUGAUGAUGACUGAUCUACAGUUUUGCCUUAAGUCUAGGCCCAAAUUCUGAACGAAGGAAGUAUCGAAGAGGAUGAAAUAGGUUUAUAUUUGAUUGUUGGGGCGCAAAUUUGUUUGCUCCCGCUGGACUUGAGCUUUGUACAUAUUUCUGUUAGUUGUUUACAGAUUAGAUGUUCCCAGUGUAUACAAGAUUACCGUCGGUUACAGAAGCUACACUUUCUGCUUCAUUCCUGUUACCGUUCAUCUCGUUGCAUAGGGAGCAACUGUGCACUUUAUAAGCACAGGAACCAACCAAAUGUUAUGGCAAUAGAUUGUCCCUUGCAUUUC